This is a messenger RNA of Diuraphis noxia (Russian wheat aphid), 1555 nucleotides long. RefSeq lists its product as uncharacterized. The record is from RefSeq and is a predicted model, not a curated record. Gene Ontology annotation, cellular component: nucleus. NCBI's taxonomy places the organism in Eukaryota, Metazoa, Arthropoda, Insecta, Hemiptera, Aphididae. Gene Ontology annotation, molecular function: endonuclease activity.
UGUAUCAGUAAUCGAAAUAUUUUCUUGUCGACUCAAAGGCUUAUGUCUGAUUAUUAAAAAUUUAAAAAUUUAAAACUAUGUAGUGUGUGCCAACAGUCAGCUAGGUAGUAGGUACAGCAGUUCAGUCUACACUUAACAAUCAAAAGAACAAAGUUUACCAUAGACUAAAAUGACAAAUUACUCAAUAAAAAACAUGAGCUGGAGUUGUUUAAAUACAAAAGAAGAUUUACUGAAUUUAUUUACUGGACACGUUGAUCAUGAUGUUAUUGAAAUGGUGAUAGAAAGCAGAAAUAAUGAUUUGUUAUUGGCAUAUCGUGAUCUUAUUGAAAUAACGAAGAUUCCUGAUCCUGAACCAAAUCUACAUUUACUAUCUAAUGACGAGAAAAAUCAAUCAGCCGCAGCUUCUACUUCCAAUAUUCCAAAAAUUAAUUGGGAACGUUUAUCCAAAACUGAAACACCUAUUAAUAAAAUACUAUAUUUAGUAUCAAAACGCUUCAAAGUUUUAGUAUUAAUGAGAGGAUGUCAAGGGAGUGGAAAAUCAUAUCUGGCAACUAAUAUUUUGAAUUUGUGCUAUAAGAAUGUUAAUAUUAAUGACUUUAUAUUUUUAGAUGAAACUUUGGCUAGAAAACUACAAGAAGAAUCUACAGAAGAAUGUUCUUCCAGUAGUUCAAAUCCCUAUAUAGGAGAAUUUACAUUUUCUGCAGUUUUAACAAAAAAAUUGUUGUUGGAAAAAUUUAAACAUAUUAAUUCCACACAUGUUCUAAAUGUUUUGCGUGCUAAAAAUUAUAAAUAUCAUGAAGCAAAUGAAUUUCUAAGUGAGGCAUCUGGAAUUAAACAUUCGUUAAACCAAGACACUCCAACUAUUCAAGAAAAUGAAGGAAGUUGUGUAAAUAGGGUAGGGCAUAAUGCAUCCAAUAAUGAUCAAGAUUAUAUAAGAGAAGCUCAAGAACUUUCAAUCAAAAGACAACAGCUUUUGCAAAAAGCUAACCAGUCUUUAAGUGCAAAACAACAUCCUUCAGUCACUGCGCAUUAUUUAGAGAGAGCCGACAUUGUUAAGCAAAACGAAAAACAUGCUAAAACCAAAGCUCUUGUAGAUAUGGUUAAACAAAAUGAAAAUGCCACUUCCUUAGAUUUACACAAUUUAACAGUUUCAGAUGCUAUUUUAGCACUAGAUAUUUAUUUGGAUAAUCAUAUAUCAAAUUUGAAAAAAUAUUAUGGAGGAAAUAGAGGUAGACAACUUACUAUUAUUACAGGCCGUGGAAAACAUAGUCCUAAGGGUAUUGCUCGGAUUAAACCCGUUGUUGUAAGAAGACUUCUUGAUAGACGUUUAAUGUACUUGGAACCUGAAGUACCAGGGACAGUUAUGGUUAUUAUCAAAAAGAAUUCUUUGCUCAGUUCAGAAUUUUAGAAGUAUGUUUAGAUCAGUAUAUUUAUUAAUGUUAAAUUAGAUACUGCUUACAUGUAUUUAAAUACAUAAUUAUAGUUUUUUUCAUUGACCUUUUUUAACUUUAAUCGUUGAUUACUCUAGUUAAGUGAAUAGUUUCAUUUGAUAUCC